Molecule: messenger RNA, 2628 nt
Organism: Lasiodiplodia theobromae
Lineage: Eukaryota; Fungi; Ascomycota; Dothideomycetes; Botryosphaeriales; Botryosphaeriaceae
Product: Protein stu1
Exons: 6
Coding region: 1-2628 (875 amino acids)
Source: RefSeq, a predicted model, not a curated record
AUGCCGCCCAACUUCUCCAAGGAAUUCCUCCGCCAGCGUGCUUCUUGGAUCCGCGAUGAUCUUGAUCCGCGCAUCUCCCGCGAUGGCCCGGACUGCAUGCAACCGGACGACGUGCUCACCUUGCAUGAGCUCUUCCUUGGUCUCCAGGACGCUGAUCUUUCGAUAUCCGUGCUCCGCUACUCGCGCAUACAUGUCGCCGUGCUUGAAGUGGCCGGGAAGGCGACGCGCUGGCCGAAGAGACUGGCCGAAGAAUGCGAUAAGAUCAUUGACGUGUGGACGAAGAAGUAUGGCAAAUUGAGCGACAUCCGGCCCAGGCUGUUCAAGCCGGAUGGGAGGCUCUAUGGCGUCUGUACCGGGAGCGAGCUUACCCGCGACGCUCUCGUGAAGCUCUGGUCGCAGCAAGACCCCAGCUACAUGAGUCCGGACAGAGGCAUGCAGCAUGGUUCCCUCGGCUUCAGGCCUGGAGACUGGUGGAUCAACGGCACCUUUGCCUUUCAUGCCGGUAUCAUAGACCUCAAUUGCACCGGUGGUGGUAUCUGUGCCGAUAAGCGUGGCGCCUAUGCUGUGGUCAUGGAAGGAAAUGAUGAGGUGUACACCGAGACGCCAGACAAAUUCAAGUAUCGCUGCAAGCCGAACGACCCGGGUCGGUUCCGGAUGACGGCUGCCGAUUUCAAAUCCAGGUAUCCAAUCAGAGUGCUCAGGUCUCACACCCUCAACUCGCUUUGGGCUCCGAGGAGUGGUAUGCGAUACGAAGGCUUGCACAAAACCACGGGAUGGACCAUCAAACCUAUCAGUCCUGCCGAAAAUGACGGCUUUAACCUAAUUUGGGAGAUCGAAUUGGAACGUGACCGCGGCCUCGAGGACGAAUACUCGCAAAUGUCGGCUUUGAAGCAUCCGACAGCCGAAGAAACAGACGACUAUAUGGAAUACAAGAGGGUGAGAAGAGAGAUGCUCCACAAAGUCCGCGAGGGAAUUCUGACGGGCAUUCCCGCCAAAAUACCCGAAACUCCACCAGCUGUACCUGUCCUCUCCGAGAAACCAGGUGAUUACUGCCUUAUGCGAGAUCCACCAGCGCAAUCACCACGUGCGAAGACUGGCCCGGCAGUCAAGCAAGAGCGCGAGAAACAACCACAAGCCCGCAGCCUCACCGUCCCCCAGAAUCUUCGCAAGUCCCGCUCAAAUGUCAGCACCGACUCACGUGCAAAGAAAUCACAAGGAGAAGCCACGUCCAAGAAGGCGUCGCAGCAUCCACCCGACAAUGGUGUCAAAACAAGUGUCAAAGACUUUGCACGACCGCAAUUUGGCGGCCGCGAUGCCAAAGGCAGCAUUGCCAAGUCCUUCACGCGCAUAUUUUCCGACGGCGCCCAAGACAGCGACAUCCCGGAGUCUCCCUUCGGCUCCGUCCUGGCCGACUACGACAACGGCGAACCCUCAUCCUUCCCCUUCGACAAACAACCAGUCGUCUCUUCCCCUCCCCCCAUCACUCCGUUGCCUCCUUCGUCAACCGCACAAUCCAGCUACAUGCCGCCGGCGCCGCCGGAAAAGAGCAGCGGAAGCAGCAGCAACCCCAUCCUGCGUCAGGUCCACUGGGGAACGCCGGCCGGGGAUCCAUAUUCAGCCAAGGAUGACCUGCGUCAGCUGUCGACGGGCAGGCUGAAGAGGGAGAAGUCGCGGCACCACCAGCGGCGCGACCGCGCCGUGUACGAGGCCUUUGACCGCCAGGCCGAGAGCGCGGACCCGCGGCUGCUGCUGGCCGCGCUCAACGAGGUGUGGGACGACUGCGCGGAGCCAGAGUACCCGGACAUGGUGCUCGAGGAGCCCAUGGCGUACGAAAGCAGUUCGGGAUACCAGGGCGGCUACGGCGGCGAAGGGGCUGCUGUUGCUGCCGGUAGAGGUGGUGGUGGGUCGCAGUCCCAGAGUGGUGGUGGUGGUGGUAGUGGUAGCGGUAGUGGCAGCAGCAGCAGCGGCGGGGCCAGGGCGCAGAGGAGCAGGAGCGACGAUUACAUGCUGCGGAUUCCGCCGGGCGGGAUAGAUGUGGCGCGGUUCAUCGCACAGCAGGCCGCGGGCGAAGAAAGCGACGACGGUGGUAGUAGUAGCAGUGUUCGUCCCGGUGGUACCGGCGCGAGGAAGAGCUGGCCCCUCGGCGACGACGCGGCGGGCACUUCGUCCCCUUCCUCCGUGCACGAGAUCCGCAGCGUGCUGAGGGAGAUGUCGGAGAGCAGCGCCACGAGCACCGAGGACGUGGCCCGCCGCGAGUCGCAGCGCCUGUCGAGCAGCAGCGCCAGCACGAGCAGCAGCAGCGGCGGCAGCAGCAUCAGCGGGCCCAGCAGGAGGCGGAGGAGCAGCAGCCUGGGCGCCUUCGAUUCGCGCAUGCCUACUUGGACUCCGGAUGAAGGCGGCGGCUCGGCCGUGAGUCGGAGGGCGAGGAGGCCGACGAUCGUGCGGUUUUCGGGCAUGUUCAAGCGCCAGAGCUUGGAGGAGACGGUGGAUGAGGUGGUGGAUGAGGGGGCGGCUGGUGAGGAGGAAGAAGAGGAGGGCGGGAAGGGCGGCGGGGUUUUGAAGGAAGAUCGAGAAGAGGUGAAGGCGAUGGAGGAGAUAGGGGGCGGGUUUGGGGAUGAACCGUUAUGA